AUAAUUUUAUGAGCUUUUAGCCAUGGCGAAGAAGCCAAAUAUGGGCAGGCAAAAGAUCAAGAUCGCAAAAAUAGAGACGAAGAAUCACCUACAAGUCACCUUCUCCAAGCGCCGAUCUGGGGUUUUCAAGAAAGCCAGCGAGCUAUGCACUCUCUGCGGAGUAGAGAUCGCCAUUAUAGUGUUCUCGCCGGCCGGAAAAGCUUUCUCCUUCGGCCACCCCAACGUGGACCCCAUUCUCGACCGGUUCCUCUCCCGGAACCCUCACCCAGUCUCCGGCGCCGCCCUCCACCUGGCGGAGGCCCACCGCAGCGCCGCCGCCGUCUGCGAGAUGAGCCUCCAGCUGACGCAGGUGCUGGCGGCGUCGGAGAUGGAGAAGAAGAGAGGGGAGAUGGUUGGGCGGAUGAGAGAGGAGAGGCGGAGCCGCCAGUACUGGUGGGAAGCUCCGAUCACCGAGCUUGGGUUGCCGGAGCUCGAGCAGGUGAUGAUCGCCAUGGAUGAGCUCAAGAAAAAUGUGGCUUCCCAGAUAGGGAAAAUCAUGGCGGCGGAGACAUUACUUGAUCUUGAAGAGACGAAAUCACAGAGGAUAAUGAUCAAUACGGAUAAUAACACUCUUCUUCUUCAUCAUCAAGCGCUGCAAACCUACCUUUGGAUUUGAUCAUGGAAUUUUCUAAUUAAAUCCCUAAAUAAAAAAGAUUGUACUC
Molecule: messenger RNA, 701 nt
Organism: Ipomoea nil (Japanese morning glory)
Lineage: Eukaryota; Viridiplantae; Streptophyta; Magnoliopsida; Solanales; Convolvulaceae
Product: agamous-like MADS-box protein AGL61
Exons: 1
Coding region: 23-655 (210 amino acids)
Biological process (GO): positive regulation of transcription by RNA polymerase II
Molecular function (GO): RNA polymerase II cis-regulatory region sequence-specific DNA binding; protein dimerization activity; DNA-binding transcription factor activity, RNA polymerase II-specific
Source: RefSeq, a predicted model, not a curated record